Triticum aestivum (bread wheat) is the source of this 2285-nucleotide messenger RNA. RefSeq names its product amino acid permease 6. Lineage: Eukaryota; Viridiplantae; Streptophyta; Magnoliopsida; Poales; Poaceae. The transcript is spliced from 6 exons. The record is from RefSeq and is a predicted model, not a curated record. The coding region runs from base 694 to 2115 and encodes 473 amino acids.
UCACCAAGAGACAUACACACUCGUUUAAUAGUAGGGAUUUUGUAAGAUUUGAUUUGAUUAUGCGUAGGGCGAAGCAAAGUAAGUUUAGAUUUACUUGAGGAUUUGAUAAGGUUUGAUUUGAUUUGGGUGUGUGUAAGAGAAGACAAGAAAAAGUGUGAUUUUGUUGAGUUGGUAAGAUUUGAUUUAAUUGAGUUGAUGCAGUACGUGAUAUUGGGCGGAGGGAUGAAUCCUGAGUCGCAAACGAUGUACGUAUUCUCUUGAAUAAUAGAGAUUUGUAAGAUUUGAUUUGAUUUGAGUAUGAGUAGAGAGAUUAAAAAAAGUUUUGACUUAGUUAUGGUUGGUAAGAUUUAAUUUGGGUAUGGACAGUGCAAGAUCAGACCAAUUUAAAUUUAGUUGGGGUUUUGAUAAGAUUUUAUAUUUGAUUAAGUUAAUGUGUUUUGGAUGGAGGGACAAAAGUUAAGUCUAAACAAUGUCCAGACUCCUCUUUAAUGAUAGAGAUGUAGAUAUAGAUACAGACAGGGAAGAUAAAGAUAGAGAUUUAGCAGCACGAUCAUACUGGAAUUAGUGAAACAUUUCCUUAGAUUUCUUCUUUGUCUCCUUGUGAGCUGCGUACGGCUCCCGAAACGUGGCUGUAAUAUAGUGAGGACGGAAUCCGGGGCCAAACGCUCUACUCCGUCACACCAGCUUAGCCAAAUGGCCCGGGGAGACGGCGCUGCGGACCGUCGGCGGGUCAUCGGCCAUGGUUCCGUCGACGACGAUGGCAAGCCCAAGAGAACAGGAACGGUGUGGACGGCGAGCGCGCACAUCAUAACGGGGGUGAUCGGCUCCGGCGUGCUGUCCCUGCCCUGGUCCAUGGCGCAGCUCGGCUGGGUCGCCGGGUCGAUCACGCUUUUCCUCUUCGCCGCCGUCACGUACUACACCUCCGCGCUCCUCGCCGACUGCUACCGCAGCGACGACGCCGUCACCGGGAAGAGGAACUACACCUACAUGGAGGCCGUCCAGUCCUACCUAGGUAGCAGGCAGGUGUGGUUUUGUGGCCUCUGCCAGUACGUCAAUCUCGUUGGAACUGCAAUUGGGUACACCAUCACAGCAUCGAUCAGUGCCGCGGCUUUGUACAAGGCCGACUGCUUCCACAAGAACGGCCACUCUGCCGACUGCGGCGUGUACACCACCAUGUACAUGGCCGUGUUUGGGAUCUCCCAGAUCGUCUUCUCGCAGCUCCCCAACCUCCACGAGAUAGCCUGGCUGUCCAUCCUCGCCGCGGUCAUGUCCUUCUCCUACUCCGCGAUCGGCGUUGGCCUCGCCUUGGCACAGACCAUAUCAGGUCCUACUGGCAAGACAACAAUGGGCGGCACUGAAAUUGGGGUAGACGUCACUAAUUCGGCCCAGAAGAUAUGGUUGACGCUGCAAGCGCUCGGCAACAUUGCAUUCGCCUACUCAUACUCCAUGGUUCUCAUAGAAAUUCAGGACACGGUGAAGGCGCCUCCGGCCGAGAACAAGACGAUGAGGAGGGCAAACCUAUUGGGGGUCUCCACCACCACGGCCUUCUACAUGCUCUGCGGCUGCCUCGGCUACGCCGCCUUCGGCAACGCGGCGCCGGGGAACAUGCUCACCGGGUUCGGCUUCUACGAGCCCUUCUGGCUCAUCGACUUCGCCAACAUCUGCAUCGUCGUGCACCUCAUCGGUGCCUACCAGCUCUACUGCCAGCCCAUCUACGCCGCCGUGGAGAGCUGGGCUGCGGCGCGGUGGCCGGGCUCAGACUUCGUGGUCCGCCAGUACCGUCCCUUCGCCGGUGGCAAUUUCAGCGUCAGCAUGUUCAAGCUGGUGUGGAGAACGGCGUUCGUCGCCGUAAGCACGGUCCUUGCCAUUUUGAUGCCCUUCUUCAAUGCCAUCCUUGGCCUCCUUGGCGCGCUCGCAUUCUGGCCGCUCACAGUGUACUUCCCCGUGGAGAUGUACAAACGUCAGAGCAAAGUGGAGAGGUUUUCCAAGAAGUGGGUGGUGCUGCAGAGCCUGAGCUUCACGUGCUUUGCGGUGACGGUGGCAGUGACCGUCGCAUCCGUGCAGGGGAUCACCCAAUCACUCAACAACUAUGUGCCAUUCAAGACGAAGCUGUGAAUGAAAUCCACCUUUUAAGUCAAUAAAAUCCACCUUUUAAGUCAAUAAAAUCCACCCUUUGUUGAAAAAAAACGAAGUUGUUAGCUAUGCAAAGACCGGGUGUGUGCUUAUUGUGUUUGUAUCUACUUGAUACUUCAUUUUGAGUCAAUAAAAUUCAAAAAACUUUUGUA